Molecule: messenger RNA, 204 nt
Organism: Botrytis fragariae
Lineage: Eukaryota; Fungi; Ascomycota; Leotiomycetes; Helotiales; Sclerotiniaceae
Exons: 3
Coding region: 1-204 (67 amino acids)
Source: RefSeq, a predicted model, not a curated record
AUGACUGACUCGAAAUUCACGAAUCUCGGUUCGGGACCAGCUGUCAAAGUCAGCGCUGGUGCGAAAUACAUGAUGAAUGUUUUUGAGCUUGUACAUAUCCAAAGCUCUUUGUUUAGUCUUGUCAAGAAGUCGUUCAUGAACUGCGCCCAUUCUCGCCCUCUAUUCCGUGUUCCACAUUCUGAGUUUCUACCCUUUUCUCCUUAG